Molecule: messenger RNA, 3881 nt
Organism: Coccomyxa subellipsoidea C-169
Lineage: Eukaryota; Viridiplantae; Chlorophyta; Trebouxiophyceae; Coccomyxaceae
Exons: 22
Coding region: 23-3337 (1104 amino acids)
Biological process (GO): protein import into chloroplast stroma
Cellular component (GO): TOC-TIC supercomplex I
Source: RefSeq, a predicted model, not a curated record
GACACAUUUUAAUUCAACAAAAAUGAAUGCAUCAGUAGUUGGCACUGUUCCUGUGCCAUGCUGCGCAUCACACCCUGUGACAACCAGAAAGACAGCAAAGCAUCCUGGACUUUGUCGAUGGCCAGUAUCACUUGGAAGGUUAUCCAGCAGUAAAAAGUUUAUUGCUGGUCAGCAGCUUUCUUGCAAAUCUCUAUCGCCGAGCCUUGGCUUCAGGAGACGAAGAGUACUCAUCAGCUGCAGUGCUUCCCCAAAAGUCCAGACUCCCUUCGGGAGCCACAAGGAGCUCGAUGGCAUCUCCAAAGCUCUGGUCGACCUCCCCAAGGCAGCACUGUAUGUUGGAGCAUUGGUCUUGGUCGCUGCUGCAGGAGCCAUCGGAUCUGUGGUUGGCACAAAAGCGCCAGAGUCAGCCAGGAAUGCUGGGCGCAUUGCGGGGGCGGCAGUGGGGGCAGUGGCGGGCGCUGCAGUGGUGAACAGCCUUCAGAGCAAGCGGGUGAAUGCAGCUGGGGUGCUGCUGCACAACGCCCUCGUGGACAAGGAUGACCCCUCCACCGUCACCCGUGAAGAGGUGGCAGCUAUUGGCGACAGGGUGGGCGCCAACCUGUCAGUGAAGUUGGUAGACGAGCUGAAGAGGGUGUAUGACGCCUACCUGGAAAACACUGUGCCGCCGGGCGACCUCCCUCUCAAGGGAGACGAGGCGGACAGGAUCAAGGCCUUCAAGGACGCGAUUGGUCUUGCUGACGAGGACGCGGCGCCGGUGCACAUUGACGUGGGCCGCCGGAUAAUGCGCAGCCGCUUCGAGGCCGGAUCACGCAGCGGCAGCUCGGAGCAGUUCCGCGCCCUUCAGAAGCUCAUCUAUGUGUCCGACCUCGUCUUCGGCGCCCAGAAGGCUGCGUUCCUGCUGCCUUGGCGACGCGUGUUCAACCUGAGCGACUCGUCGCUGUACGUCGCGCGGCGCGAGAAUGCCAAGGCGCUCUUCCACAGCUUCAUUAAGGCCCGCGGAGGCGUGCUUCAGGCGAACCGGGCGGCUCUGGCGGAGCUGAAGGCGCUGCAGGACAAGGUGCGGCUGGAGGACGAGAUUGCGUCCGAGGCGGUAAAGGAGGCGGCUCGCGCGCACGUGGAGGCCGUGCUCGACCGGGGCAUCGAGGCCACAAAACGCCGCACCCGCGUCCGUGACUACUCCGACGUCGUCAAGGCGGUGAAGGAGGCGAUAGCGUACAGCCGGGCGCUGGCAUCUCUGGCGGACGACCCCACGCUGCCCAGCGGCCUCGGCCCCGUCUCCAUCUUCGGCGGCCGCCUCGAGGGCUCCGGCCGCGAGCUGCGCGACCUCUUCAGGAUAUAUCUGGAGGAGGCGCUGAAGGGCGCAGGCGAGUUCACAGACAGCCUGGAGGAUGACCUGGCGGACGCGCAGAAGAUUUUGGGCCUGGGUCCGCGGGAGGCCGAGGACAUCCGCUCAGAGAUUGUGUCCAAAACCUAUAAGCGGCUACUGAAGGAGUUGUUCACGAGCGGCAAAUUGGACGAGGCACCCUCCAAGGCAGAGGUUCUAGGGGAGCUGUGCGACCGGCUGAACUUUGAGGACGAAGCCGCCGCGCAGCUGCACAAGCAGCUCUACCGCGAGAAGCUCACCAGCCUCGUAGAAAAGAAGCGCCUUACAGAUGAGGACAGCGCAGAGCUGGAUCGGCUGCGGCGGCUGCUGUGCAUCCCCAAGGCCGACGUGCAGCACCUGCACAAGGACAUCUGCGGCCGCCUCUACCAGGAGGUGGUGGAGGACGCAAUGCGCGCGGGCAUCGACCGGUUUGGCUUUGCGGAGAGGGAAGCUGUGGAACGGUCGCGGCGCGAGCUUCGGCUGGAAUCAGCAACCGCCGCGGAGAUCUUGGACUCGGUCGCGCGGCGUGCCUUCUUGGCGUUUGUCAGCCGCUCGCGCACGAAGAGCAACCGGCUGGACUCGGCUAAGGAGCUGAAAGCGCUCGUCUACUUCUCCAACAUUGUCGUCGCACCCCUGCUGGAAGACCUGAAGAAGGAUGAGAAUGAGGCGAAGAAGGCGAAGCAGGCAGAGGUUGAAGAGGCACAGAAGAAGAUCGCUGAGAUCAUGGUCAAGGCUCAGGAAGAGAUGGACAAGGAGAAGGCUGAGGAGGAGGGUGCUGAGUCAGCGCCGGCCCCAGAGGCGGACACUGCUGCGGACGACACCACAGCCGCAGACGCGGAGCCUGCCGAGGCAGCACAGGCAGACGCGAGUGCGGCGCCUGCCGAGGAUGCUGAGGAAGCAGAUGCGGCGGGCAAGGCACUGGAAGAGGCGGCUGAGGAGGAAGCUGUGGCGACGCUGCGGAAGUCGCAGGAAGCCGCCAAGGACCGCGAGUCCGGCGAAGAGGUGGGCUCGACCGGGGUGGUGAUGCGGAGCCAGAAGGAGAUCAAUUUGAAGACUGAUCUGGACGCGCGUGACCGGCUGGACAUCUACCGCAACUUCCUCCUCUACUGCAUGUCCGGCGACGUCGUCGCACUGCCCAUGGGAUCCACCGUGGUGGUGGAGCGGGACAGCAGCGAGUUUGCUCGCUUGAGCCAGCUGGGAGAUCUGCUGGGCCUGAGCGCGCUGGAGAUCGGGCAGGUUCACUCGCAGUUGGCAGAGCAGGCCUAUCGCAGCCAAGUCCAGUCGGCGAUAGGCAGCGGGGUGCUGAGCAAGGAGAAGGCUGAUAUGCUGGCAGAGGUGCGCGACAAGAUGGGACUCUCCAAGGAGGCCGCCGAAAAGAUCAUCAAGGGCGUCUCUUGUCUGCAGAGCAAUCUAGAGGCUUUUUUAGCGACGGGUGCGCUGUCGCUGCAGAAGGUGCUGGACAUGCAAGAGGCGGGCGUGGAGGUGGAGUCAUUCGUCUCCGAGGACAUGCGCAUGCAGAUGUACUCCAAAGAGGUGGCGGAGGUGCUGGGCAGCGGCACGGGCGAGUUUGACGAGGCGCGGCUCCUGGAGGAGCUCCCGGCGCAGCUGCACCUGCCGGAGCGCCGCGUGAAGGCGGCCAUCGCGGCGCAGGCGGGAGACCGCAAGCGCAACGUGCUUGUGCAGGCGGUCUCGCUGCUGCGCCAGCGCAAGCUUGACGAGGUCGUCAAGUCCCUCAACAACCUGCUCGCAUGCAACAAGGCGCUGCCUUCGGACAAGCCGGUUGAGUGGCGGGAGCGGGAGGAGCUGCAGGACCUCUUCUCGGUCUACGCCGGCCGCGAGUCAGACGCUGACAAGGCCGCCAGCGUGGCAACCAUGCUCGGCAUCUCUCCCCAGGAAGCUUCCUCACUCAAGGAGCUCGUGGCCUCCGGGCAGUUCAAGCUGGAGCAGGAGGUCGAGGAUGACCGGUUCUUCUGAGCAUGGCAAAACUCUCGGAGGACUCCGCAUUGAGUUGGGGCUUCUGUGGAGGGCUGUCAGGUGACAGAAGGAGCUGUUUGGGAGAUGCCCGAACAGGUAAUGCCUGGGCAAAGGAUAAAGGGCUAGCCAUCAGCCAUCUUACGCGCACGGGCACGGCCUGACCUCUGACCCGGUUCUACCAUAUCUGGACUGUCAAUUGAUCAGGCUAACCAGGGGAUGUGCACCUGCACACUGUCUUGAAGCUUCACGUCUCUGGGUUGUCAAUUGGCAAUUGCUUAUGAGGUAAAAUGCAAAUGCUUCGUUACAGUAUUGACCAAACGGAGGCCAGGGCUUCCAGGUAUCCUCAACAUUUUGCAAGGAACGUUUUACGAUGCCAAGCUUGGCAAACCUACGUUUCUAGGACCAGAUCUGCCAUGUCGACGUUACUAAUUGACAGCAUUCAACAAUAGCCGAGAAUGCUUCUCAGCGGGGCCUCAUCAUGCUUGUGCUCUGAUAUGUAGACAGACCUCACAUGCAAGAACCAGUACUUGUAAAAAUUGGAAAC